AGAUAAUUAUAGAACUCUCAACAACAAACUUGUUUGUUUCACAGUUUCAAAAAUAGAGUGGUGAUAACAAUGGUGACAACAAUAACAUGAUGAUGAGCUGACCACAAUGACUUUCACUUCAUGUCGCAUUUUACCAGUAAAAAUGGUGACAACACCAAUGAUAAGAUCAAAGCUCAUGAGGACUAAGUUUCCAACACUCUUAUCAUGUGCUAAUCUCGUUUCAAUAAUCAAAAACUAUUGUUUAGUGGACUCAUUAAAAGCUAAUAUCUUAACCUACGGAAAAUACAUACACACAGAUAAGUCAGAAACAGUUGUACAAUACUGAAGUCAGAGUCUUCCUUUGAUGCGAAUAGCAUUCAUCCUUUGAUGCCUACCUACUUCCACUCAUCACAUACCCAAGAUCCUCAAACCUCUGAAUCUCAUCAGCGUUAAGACCCACUUCUCCUCUUCGGUGGGAUAAGUUUCCCUUGCUGCACAUGGCGUCUCCUUCACCAGGUCUUAAAGCACCUCCAUAACUGAUGUGACCUUCAGCGACCUCAGCUUCUUCUUCAUCUUUAGGAGCUGCUAAAGCUUUCUUCUUUGACUCAAUCAUCUCUUUGAACUUGUUCAACUCCUCUUCAUCAAACUCAGGAUCCUUCACUGUUUCUUCUACUUUCGCCUUUGAAUCAGUAUCAGAACCAGACGACUUCUUUCUCUUUGACUUGGUGUGUUACGAAGCACUAAUCUCAGAUCCGAUUCACUGUUGUAUUAUGUAUCUAUUCUUCCUCAUAUGUCCCUGCUUCUUCUUGCUACUACUUGUGCUCUUCAUCUUCCUCUUCGCCUUCUAAUAUUGGGCCAUAUACAAAAAUAAAGCCCAACUAAAAUUUAUCGAACAUCUUCGAUCUUCAUUACAAAGCAGAGCCCCAAAUGUUUUGAUUAGGGCCGAUUGAGUCCUCUAAUCCUUUUUUAUCUUCUUUCAAAUGGGAAGUCUCUCCAUCUCCACCCUUCCUCUGUCGCCGUUUCGGAUUCAGACUCAAACCCGAUUUACGAUAAUCAGUACCCAAACGAAUACCGGAUCAUUCAAUCUCAAGCAGCCAAGGAUUUGCACGAAAGUUAGAGGUCUGGGAGGAAAUCGAAGAGAGCAGAAUGAUUCGAGAUUCGUCGAUGAAAAUGGCGACAUGGAAGGUUACUUGGAUCAUCUCUCUCUCGAAUACGACUCUGUAUGGGAUACAAAGCCCUCCUGGUGUCAACCAUGGACGAUAGUGGUGACGGGUUUGUCAAUAGUGGCUUGUAGCUGGGCAAUACUACAUUCGGUUUUAGUUUCAUCGCUUGCCGUUGGUUUGAUUGGUGCUUGGUGGUACAUUUUCCUUUACAGCUACCCAAAGUCUUACUCAGAAAUGAUUGCUGAAAGAAGGAAAAGAGUAGCUGAUGGUUUUGAAGAUAUAUACGGCAAAAACAAGACUUCGUAGUCAAUAAUCCCCUACUCCUAAUGUUCGAAAUAUCAUUCUAUCUAUAUAUUAGUUUUUAUCUCAGUUUCAUUCA
This is a messenger RNA of Raphanus sativus (radish), 1521 nucleotides long. RefSeq lists its product as uncharacterized. The record is from RefSeq and is a predicted model, not a curated record. Gene Ontology annotation, cellular component: chloroplast. The transcript has 3 exons. Bases 960 to 1448 code for a protein of 162 amino acids. Lineage: Eukaryota; Viridiplantae; Streptophyta; Magnoliopsida; Brassicales; Brassicaceae.